Molecule: messenger RNA, 2200 nt
Organism: Nanorana parkeri
Lineage: Eukaryota; Metazoa; Chordata; Amphibia; Anura; Dicroglossidae
Gene: EBF2
Product: early B-cell factor 2
Exons: 16
Coding region: 60-1811 (583 amino acids)
Biological process (GO): regulation of transcription by RNA polymerase II
Molecular function (GO): RNA polymerase II cis-regulatory region sequence-specific DNA binding; DNA-binding transcription factor activity, RNA polymerase II-specific
Source: RefSeq, a predicted model, not a curated record
GCGAGAGGCUGUAUGUGGAGGAUACUGGGACGUCCCUAAAUUCGGUGUGCCAGUUUUCCAUGUUUGGGGUCCAGGACACUUUAGGAAGAGGAGGACCUAUCCUGAGAGACAAAGCAUUGGCAGCUGGCAUGGAUUCUGUCCGGUCCUGGGUGAGGAAUGUUGGAGUUGUGGAUGCCAAGGUGGCCGCUCAGAGUGGGGUGGCAGUGUCCCGGGCACACUUCGAGAAGCAGCCACCGUCCAACCUGCGUAAAUCGAACUUCUUCCACUUUGUGCUGGCACUGUACGACCGACAGGGACAGCCCAUAGAGAUAGAGCGGACUUCGUUCGUCGACUUUGUGGAGAAGGACAAGGAACUGAGCAAUGAGAAGACCAACAACGGCACACACUACCGACUGCAGCUGCUCUACAGCAAUGGUGUCCGGACGGAACAAGAUCUCUUUGUCAGACUUAUUGACUCUGUGACCAAACAACCAAUAGCGUAUGAAGGACAGAACAAAAACCCAGAAAUGUGCAGGGUCCUCCUCACACAUGAGGUCAUGUGCAGUCGCUGCUGUGAGAAGAAAAGCUGCGGUAAUCGGAAUGAGACCCCGUCUGACCCCGUCAUCAUUGACAGGUUCUUCCUCAAAUUCUUUUUGAAAUGUAACCAGAAUUGCCUGAAGACUGCAGGGAACCCCCGGGACAUGAGACGGUUCCAGGUUGUCCUCUCCACCACGGUGAACGUAGACGGACAUGUCCUGGCCGUGUCAGACAACAUGUUCGUUCACAACAACUCAAAACACGGGAGGCGGGCAAGGCGGCUGGACCCUACGGAAGGUACGGACGCUUGUCUGGAGUACGCCACACCUUGCAUCAAGGCCAUAAGCCCCAGUGAAGGUUGGACUACAGGAGGAGCAAUGGUCAUCAUCAUUGGGGACAAUUUCUUUGAUGGUCUACAAGUGGUGUUUGGGACGAUGCUGGUUUGGAGUGAGCUUAUCACUCCACAUGCUAUCCGGGUACAGACACCACCACGACACAUUCCAGGAGUGGUAGAAGUGACUCUGUCCUACAAAUCCAAACAGUUCUGCAAGGGAGCCCCUGGAAGGUUUAUUUACACAGCAUUGAAUGAACCCACCAUUGAUUAUGGCUUCCAGAGGUUACAGAAGGUGAUCCCAAGACAUCCCGGUGACCCCGAAAGGUUGGCAAAGGAAAUGCUACUGAAAAGAGCAGCAGAUCUGGUGGAGGCAUUGUAUGGAAACCCCCAUAAUAACCAGGACAUCAUUCUGAAGAGGGCUGCAGACAUUGCUGAGGCUCUGUACAGUGUCCCCCGAAACCACAAUCAGCUUCCUGCCUUGUCCAGCUCCCCUGCACACAGUGGCAUGAUGGGGAUUAACUCGUAUGGGGGGCAGCUUGGAGUCACAAUUUCAGAGUCACAGGCCAAUAACCAGGGUUAUAUUCGGAAUACAAGCAGCAUCUCCCCACGUGGCUAUUCUACAAGUUCCACUCCCCAACAAUCUAACUACAGCACUCCAAGCAACAGCAUGAAUGGUUACAGUAACGUUCCCAUGUCCAACUUGGGGGUCCCGGGAUCUCCAGGAUUCAUCAAUGGAUCUCCCACUACAUCACCCUAUGGCAUUAUGCCCUCCAGCCCACCAAUUGGAACAUCUGGAAGUUCAUCCAUACUGCCUUUCUCCUCCUCCGUCUUCCCCUCCAUGAAACAGAAGAGUGCCUUCGCUCCAGUCAUUCGACCGCAGGGUUCCCCAUCUCCAGCCUGUACCAGUGGGAAUGGUAAUGGUUUUAGAGCUAUGACAGGACUGGUAGUCCCUCCUAUGUGAAACAGCAUUGGACUGUUUGUAUAUGUAUCAGAAGUAAAGAAAAAAAAAACCCAAGACAUUGUGUGUGAUGGCCGGGUCCAUCUGUGGAAGUGGAUCUACAAAGCCAGGAAAUCUCUUGGUUGUAUCUAUAGAGACCCACCACCAACAUACCAGGGAGAGGAGGCCUCUGGGAAAAUAUGCUUCUUACGUCUGAUUGGUGGCAAACACACUAAACUGAAUCCUGUACAGCGCUGGGAGUUCAUCAGACAACUACAUGGAAUAUUUUGGAUACUUUUUGUUUUUCUUCUUUGUAGGAAAAAAAACUAUUUCUAUUUUCAGCCAAUUUUUUCUGAUACCGAUUUUAUGUUUGCGCCUCGGGACGAUCACUAAAGAAAAAAAAAAUUACAAAA